Messenger RNA from Aureobasidium namibiae CBS 147.97, 201 nucleotides. RefSeq lists its product as uncharacterized. The transcript has a single exon. Lineage: Eukaryota; Fungi; Ascomycota; Dothideomycetes; Dothideales; Saccotheciaceae. The record is from RefSeq and is a predicted model, not a curated record. The annotation marks the transcript as partial.
GGUCUGCCUGCUGAGCUGAAGAAGCUGAUCGUGCACCACGCCGAGGACUCCUGCCUUGCCAACCUUCGUCUCACAAACAAGGAGCUCAAUGCUAUCACCACUAAGCCAUUCGGCGAGAGACUCCUUGUUGAGCGUCGUUUCGUACUGUCUGAGUACAGUCUCCAGGGCCUUGUUGAUCUUACUGCCCACCCUGUUUUUGGU